Messenger RNA from Stereum hirsutum FP-91666 SS1, 1641 nucleotides. Its product is annotated as NCS cytosine-purine permease. NCBI's taxonomy places the organism in Eukaryota, Fungi, Basidiomycota, Agaricomycetes, Russulales, Stereaceae. The transcript is spliced from 11 exons. Gene Ontology annotation, cellular component: plasma membrane. The record is from RefSeq and is a predicted model, not a curated record. Gene Ontology annotation, biological process: transmembrane transport. The coding region runs from base 44 to 1546 and encodes 500 amino acids. Gene Ontology annotation, molecular function: transmembrane transporter activity.
GCUUUGGCUUUGCUUUCGUUCUGCCUCAGUCGUCUAGUCCACGAUGUCCGACAAUAAACAUGACGUGAAGAAAGACAUCGAAAAGGAUGCCUAUGGAGCUGAGGUCGACGUUCAGUCCUCGCAGGAUACUUUUGUGCCAUCUUAUAAGUACCAGUGGCUUAACAAGUUCCUCAGUUGGGGAGUUGAAUAUAGAGGCAUCCAUCCCGUUCCGCUCGAGGCACGAACAGAGACCCAUUACAGCAAGAUAUUCUUCAUCUGGCUUUCUGCGAACGUGAACAUCCUGUCGUUCUCCACGGGAACACUGGGCCCAGUGGUAUACGGCCUUGGACUACGUGACUCGUGCCUUGUCAUCCUCUUCUUCAACAUCCUAACGACCCUUCCGCCAGCAUACUUCACGACAUGGGGACCCAGACUGGGUUUACGACAAAUGUGCCUGUCUCGAUACACGUUCGGAUACUUUGGCGUCGCGUUGCCUAGCAUAUUGGCGAUCAUUGGUGGCACGGGUUUCUGUAUCCUGAACUGCAUUUUAGGCGGUCAGACAUUGGCCUCGGUCACGAAUGGAAGUCUGUCGUGGACAGUGGGAAUCGUCAUCAUCGCCGUCAUAUCCCUGGUGAUAUCCUUCUUCGGGAUGAACAUUCUCAAUUGGUAUGAACGAGUAGCAUGGUUCCCUGUCCUCCUCGUCUUCCUCGUGGCCACCGGGCUUGGUGGGAAGAACUUCAUCAGCCCACCUCCGGCAGAGCCCGCUACGGCACAACAGGUGCUCUCGUUCGGGGCGACUAUUGCUGGGUUCGUUAUUACAUGGUCGACUUUCAGCGCGGAUUAUACGGCGUAUUAUUCUCCUAAUGUGUCGAGCUGGCGCAUCUUCACCUAUUCCUACUUCGGUCUUCUAAUCCCCAUCGUCCUUUUGGAAUCUCUUGGAGCUGCUGCUGUGAUCGCCGUAGAUGUCGUCCCAGACUGGGAGGCCGGAUACGCUGACGGAAACGUCGGCGGCUUAGUCGAAGCGAUGUUACACCCCGUCGGCGGCUUCGGGAAGUUUUUAACCGUGUUGCUCAGUCUGAGUGUGACAGCAAACAAUGCGCCCACGAUUUAUUCGCUGUGUCUGGGAUCGCAGACGUUCAUUCCACCCCUCGUUGUAGUCCCGAGAUGGGUGUUCUCGAUUGUUGCGACGGCUAUCAUCAUCCCCCUUUCCAUCGUCGGUCAACACAAAUUCUACACCGCGCUCUCCAACUUCCUCGGUUUAAUCGGCUACUGGGCCUCCGCCUGGAUCGCCAUCCUCCUAGUCGAACACCUCGUCUUCCGACACGGCGACUUCUCCUCCUACGACCUCCGCGUCUGGAACCGCCCUUCCCAACUCCCGACAGGCAUAGCUGCAGUCAGUGCGGGCGUGCUGGCGUUUGGGCUCGUGAUACCCGCGAUGGACCAGGUGUGGUUCACGGGCCCGAUUGCGGCGAAGACGGGCGAUCUUGGGUUUGAGUUAGCGUUCUGCACGAGUGCGGUGCUUUAUUUACCGUUCAGAUGGGCGGAGAAGAGGUGGAGGGGGAUAUAAUGUCAAGUCAGAGAGGGCCGAUAUUAUUAUGGAUUUAUGUGUUGUAUUGUGCUCGUGAACAGUGCUUUCUUGAAUGUCAGGAUCCAUGUUGUAGU